AUGGAGUGCAUUAGCCCUGCGCUUCGUCGCGCGCGACGGACGGGACGACGGGACAAGCACACACCCACGCACUUGAGCUUGAUGCCGACACUGCGGCCCUUGAGGCCCGGAUGCUUGCUGAUGGCGGCGCAGUUGGCGUGCAGAAUGGCAAAGCUCUCGUCGAGGAGGAUGAGGUUCUGCUCGGGCGUCCAAGGAAUGGCGACGCGCUGCUUCUUCUGCGAGGCCCUCGUGGUGCCGUUGGAUCAGCAAGAAUCGAAGAGGAGCGCAAUCUUAGGCGACGAUGGCACGCACCUCGGCGGCGCUCUCUUCCUUCUUGGCACGCUGCGCCUGCACGUCUCGGGCUCUUCAGCAGCAGGCGUGUGAGCACGUCUUGUCAAGCACGCACGCUGCUCUCGGCCUUGGACGCUUUGGGCAUGGUGCGUGUGUGAUCCUCGUGCACGGGUGGGAUGUGGGUGUUGAGAGGGUAAAAAGGCAAGCACGCGGCGCAGUCCAGCGACUCACUGCUGCUUCAGAGCACGAAGCGGCCAUCCACGAGCCCCACACGGAGACGACGGCGGUCCGUCGUGGGCGUGCCGCUGUUGAGUGCCUCAUCAAGCGCAUGCUCAUCACAUCACGGCACGGCACGGCGGCGAGGCGUCUCGAUCAUGUCGCGCUCUGAGAUGCACAGCGCUCGCGCCUGAUACGAACAUUCAGGGCACGCAGAUCGAGAUGGAAUUUCACG
Messenger RNA from Tilletiopsis washingtonensis, 721 nucleotides. RefSeq lists its product as hypothetical. The transcript has a single exon. Bases 281 to 658 code for a protein of 125 amino acids. Lineage: Eukaryota; Fungi; Basidiomycota; Exobasidiomycetes; Entylomatales. The record is from RefSeq and is a predicted model, not a curated record.